Messenger RNA from Chaetomium strumarium, 816 nucleotides. RefSeq lists its product as uncharacterized. The record is from RefSeq and is a predicted model, not a curated record. Lineage: Eukaryota; Fungi; Ascomycota; Sordariomycetes; Sordariales; Chaetomiaceae. Bases 1 to 816 code for a protein of 271 amino acids. The transcript has 4 exons.
AUGGGCACAGACACAUCCCAGACCUCGGACACCAACGCCACUAACCAAGAGGGUACAGUACAUGCAAAGGACCUCAGGGACACCGUGCCCAAGACAGACGACAGGUCUGAAGAAGAUGUCUCUUCUAUAGCCACGCCGGUCAGCCGCAACACGUCACUGGAUUUCAUCUCUUCGCCAACGACGCCUCUUACACUCAGUCCAAGCGAUGUCGCAUAUCCCGGACCGGGAGAGGCGUUGCCGACCAGUGAUUUCGAAACGACGAACGGUGAAUACGCCCGUGACAACGCAAACAACUUCAAUGGCGACCAGCUAGCCUAUGUCCUCCGGGAAUGGGAGGCGAACGACAACUAUUACAUGACAUUCCCCGCAAAUGACGGGUUCCAGAGCCCGAAGCUGGUGUGGAUAGCGUAUACUACCAGCCACUACGAAGGCAUCGCGUACGGCAAGCCGAAGAGGGCCGCCGCUACUCUGGCAAACCCGGCGAUGAAGAGGUUCGCGAUGUCCAUUCCUGACAAUCCGAGACCGCUGCCCGAGCCUGUCUCGAACGAUUACGCCAUCAUGCCUGGCUUGGACGAUUACGGCAUCGAGCGUUCCGCCGAGUAUGACAACGAUGACUAUGUGGACAGCGAGAACGACGAAUGGGAUGGCGACCUGCCAGACGUUGCUGAUCGUGGUCGGGUUGACGGCAUCGAGAAAGAUGCAGCCUUGAGCGAAUGGGACGAGUCCGACGGAGUUGUAGACGAAGGUCUCGAGGAAGUCGACAUAACAGCUCCGCCUCUCUCUGGCCGUCUAGCCGAUGACACUUCCGAGCCCUGA